CGAGUACAUAUACAGUGACUAUGAACGAUUAUAACACGCGCACGUAAGGCAGUUGACUGACUUUUGAUCAUGUUAUCAUGCAGAUGCAGAUAGGUCCCUGCAUGUCCAUAACACAAACAGCUACCACGACAGACACGCACUGACGCGACACCAAAGCCCCCUCUGUCUCACAUCCAUCCAUCACCGCCGGCAGCCAACACUGCGCGAUCGACGUUUGCAGCCCCUUCACCCACACGGUUGUCAGACGCACGCUGCUCCACGUGUGCCGACAUGCGUGUGGAGGAAGACACCGAAAAUAUCAGAUCGCACUGACUGACAGGGAAUCUCUUUUUUCCAAACAACAGCCGCCCCGGCUGCCGGUCAUCUGUUCAUUCACUGCGUGGGCCAGUUGAUUCUCUUGAGGUUGAGGUUGUCGACACUGAUGUUGUGGUUGAGCCACGCCAUCUUGGACGCCACACCGGUCGACGGCUCCACAAACCCGUCGAUGGCCGCCUUGGCGCGAGCGAUGAUGCUCUCGAACUCACACCGAUUCUCGGGCGUCACCUUGACGCGAUAGCCGUCGUCGUUCUUCAUCACCACAACGGUCGGCACGUCCUGCACAUACGGACCGAACGACAGACAUGCAUGUCUGCUCUGCAUUUCCCCUUCCCUUCCCUCACAUCGACGUCGGCAUGGUAUGCGGCCCUUGGGCACGCGUCGGUGUCGAUGGAGAGGAAGAUGUGUUUGGGGUAGGUCUUGGCCAUCUCCUCCAUCCGAGGAGCCAGUAUCUUGGACCACAGGCUGAAACUCGCCGUGAAGAAACACACCAACAGCUCCGGCCGCUUGUAGAGAAAAAACUCGUAGUCCUCCAUACUCGUGACUCUCUGCACACACACACACACACACACACACACACACAGAGUCCAUCGGUCCCGUCACACAUCAAGGAUCUGUGCAUUCUUGCAGCGUGAGCUCACAAUCAUGCCAGGGUGCCCCUUCAUGAGCUCGGCAGCCUUCUCCUCAUCGGCCUUGCUCAUGGCCUCCUGCACCAUCUGCUGCUUGAGCAGGUGCGCCUCCUUCUCGCGCUCCGUCCGCCACGUCAGAUCCCACACGGCCUUGUCGUGCUCCUCCUUGCCGCCCUCAGGGCUGGUCACCUCCACCACCAGCUUGCCGUCCUUUUCCACAGGCGCAGAGACCACAUAGCGCUUGAGCGAUGCCGGCACGUCGGGCAGCGGGGCCUUGGGCGGAUCAGGCACAAGCACUGUGGAAAAGGCCCUCACAGAGCCGACAGGCGGACGCCGACGGAGGCAUCUGAGCUGGCGCGCCAGCGGUGCUGCAAUGGCCUUGCGCAUCAUCUGCUGUGCCUGCCCUCUCUGGACAGGCACAAUGGGCUUCUCUCUUGGCUGUUUUUCCUGCGGCAGCAGCGGUUUGCUUGCGGC
Molecule: messenger RNA, 1418 nt
Organism: Vitrella brassicaformis
Lineage: Eukaryota; Vitrellaceae
Source: the annotation of a GenBank genome assembly